Komagataella phaffii GS115 is the source of this 975-nucleotide messenger RNA. RefSeq names its product Subunit of heteropentameric Replication factor C (RF-C). The record is from RefSeq and is a predicted model, not a curated record. Gene Ontology annotation, molecular function: DNA clamp loader activity; ATP binding; DNA binding. Bases 1 to 975 code for a protein of 324 amino acids. Gene Ontology annotation, biological process: DNA repair; DNA-templated DNA replication. The transcript has a single exon. NCBI's taxonomy places the organism in Eukaryota, Fungi, Ascomycota, Pichiomycetes, Pichiales, Pichiaceae. Gene Ontology annotation, cellular component: DNA replication factor C complex; nucleus.
AUGUCCACUCCCUGGGUCGAAAAAUACCGACCCAAAAAGCUGGAUGAGGUCUCUGCUCAGUCCAACGUCAUCAGAGUCCUGUCUAAUCAACUCAAAUCUGCGAAUAUGCCUCAUUUACUCUUCUAUGGACCACCAGGAACGGGUAAAACGUCCACAAUUUUGGCCAUGGCACGGGAGCUUUUCGGCCCCCAGUUGAUGAAAUCAAGGGUACUAGAACUAAACGCAUCCGAUGAAAGGGGAAUAUCAAUUGUGAGGGACAAGGUCAAGAACUUUGCUAGAUUAAGCGUCACAAAUCCCACCCCCGAGGAUAAAGAGAAUUACCCAUGUCCCCCAUACAAACUGAUUAUUCUAGAUGAAGCAGACUCCAUGACUUUUGAUGCCCAAAGCGCGCUGCGACGAAUAAUGGAGAACUAUUCACACAUUACUAGAUUUUGCAUUAUCUGUAACUAUAUCACAAGAAUUAUAGACCCAAUAACUUCCAGAUGUUCCAAGUUCAGAUUUAGUCCUUUGAACAGUGCAAAUUCGUUGGCAACUUUGAAAAUGAUAAGUCAAUCAGAGGAGCUCGACAUCGAUGACGAUAGUCUAACCCAAAUUCUAGACAUUUCCAACGGAGAUUUAAGGAAAUCUAUAAACUUUCUUCAGACUGGUCAUAAGCUGUUUGGAGAAGAUAGCAUAGAGAAUAUUGCAGGUCUGAUUCCUCAGAAUUUGGUACAAUCCCUGAUAGAGACUCUUCAAUCAAAAAAUUUAAACAAGAUCUACGAAUUUCUGUACAUGCUGGUCUUGAAGAGCUACAAUAGUGCAACUAUCUUGACCUCAUUGCAUUCAUGUCUUCUCUUAAAGAAUAUUUAUCUCAACUCAGAGCAAAAAAUUGAGGUGUCAAGAAUUCUAUAUGAGACUGACUCUAAGCUGUCGAGCGGUUCAGAUGAGUUCAUACAGAUGCUAAAUCUUUUCUUACAGCUCUCAAAAAUUUUCUAG